GCCGUGGGGCAGGAGCCCGCCGACCCCGCCGUGCGGCAGCGCAGGGACAAGAUCAAGGAGAUGAUGAAACAUGCCUGGGAUAAUUAUAAGCGUUACGCAUGGGGAUUAAAUGAACUGAAACCCAUAUCUAAGCAAGGACAUUCAAGCAAUUUAUUUGGUAACAUUCAAGGAGCAACAAUAGUGGAUGCCCUUGAUACACUCUACAUCAUGGAAAUGAAGGAAGAAUUCAAGGAAGCCAAGGAGUGGGUUGAGCAAAACUUAGAUUUCAAUGUGAAUGCGGAAAUUUCUGUUUUUGAAGUAAACAUUCGCUUUGUGGGUGGACUCCUUUCAGCUUACUAUCUUUCAGGAGAAGAGAUAUUCCGAAAGAAGGCAGUGGAACUUGGAGAGAAAUUGCUACCUGCUUUCAAUACUCCCACUGGGAUACCUUGGGCACUACUGAAUAUUAAGAGUGGGAUCGGUCGAAACUGGCCGUGGGCCUCUGGCGGCAGCAGCAUCUUGGCAGAGUUUGGUACCUUGCACCUGGAGUUCAUACACCUGAGCCACCUGUCUGGAAACCCAGUGUUUGCUGAAAAGGUGAUGAACAUUCGAAAAGUUCUGAAUCGACUGGAUAAACCUGAAGGCCUCUACCCCAACUAUCUGAAUCCCAGCAGUGGCCAGUGGGGCCAGCAUCACGUCUCCAUUGGAGGGCUUGGGGAUAGCUUCUAUGAAUAUUUGCUCAAGGCAUGGCUGAUGUCGGGCAAGACAGAUGAAGAAGGCAGGAAAAUGUAUUACGACGCUGUGCAGGCCAUUGAGACCCACCUCAUUCGGAAAUCAAGCGGAGGCCUGACCUACAUUGCUGAGUGGAAGGGUGGACUGCUUGAACACAAGAUGGGACAUCUGACUUGCUUUGCUGGAGGCAUGUUUGCUCUAGGAGCAGAUGGAGCACCAAAUGACAAGACAGGCCACCACAUUGAGCUUGGUGCUGAAAUUGCCAGGACUUGUCAUGAAUCCUACGAUCGCACAAGCAUGAAGCUGGGACCAGAGGCCUUCAGAUUUGACGGUGGUGUUGAGGCCAUUGCUACAAGGCAAAAUGAAAAAUACUACAUCCUCCGACCAGAAGUCAUAGAGACCUACAUGUACAUGUGGAGGCUCACUCACGACCCAAAGUACAGGCAGUGGGGAUGGGAAGCUGUAGAGGCAUUGGAGAAAUAUUGCCGAGUAGAUGGUGGCUAUUCUGGCAUCAGAGAUGUUUAUAACAACCGUCAAAGCCACGAUGAUGUGCAGCAAAGUUUCUUUCUUUCAGAGACACUCAAGUACCUGUAUUUGCUGUUUUCUGAGGAUGAUCUUCUUCCAUUUGAACACUGGGUCUUCAACACAGAGGCUCAUCCCCUCCCUAUUCUUGACAAAGAGGAUGGAAAUAAAGAAGAAACCCAGAAAUAGAUGAUGAUUAAGUUAUAUUUUGUUCCAUUUGUUAUGUAUCUUUCCAGGACUUGGGCACAUGAUUUGGUUUAAAAUUCCUGAUUUAAGUUUUUAAAUCAAGUGUUUUGCAGUCUGUUUUCUUUACCAGUAAAUAUUUAUGAAUGGACCCAGACUCAGUGAUAAAUCUUCAUGUCUUAUCCAGCUGAACCACUUCUUAGAAAGAAAUAGGACAUCACAGCCCUCCAGAUUUUUUUAGGCUGCAGCAACAUCUUGGCUAAGAAAGAACAGAAGAGUCUGCGUGCUACUUGUUUCCAGUUAUGCUUUUGAUUUGACUGCAAAAUUCUUUCCUCCUCUGUGAGGAGAUGUCUGCUUUAAGCUGUAAUAUUUUUGCCAUGUUGCAAAAAGCCAUAUUGAAUUAAGUAUAAAGAGCUUUGUUGGGUUUUUUUUUUCCUAUUUGUUUGUUCUAUGUUAAUUUGUUUUGUUUGUGUGUCAUCCCAGACAAAUAUUGUGACUGUGACAGCCUCUUAUGCGGGUCUUUUAUUACUUGGUAAAGUAUCUGAUGCAUUUCAUGGUCAGUGAAGUCUACAUAGGACUAUUUUCAUCUCAUGCAGACACAACUCUGUUAGAAAUUACAGUAUAUAUUGAAGUUAUUCUAGAUCAGAUUUAUAAAUUUAGCACGUUCACUAGCAGACUUUAGUUUUCAGGGGUUGAGUAGAAUAUUAUUAUGGACUAAAUUGUUUCUUCCCUUUUGUAAGUGGAGUUACUCUCAUCUGUUUAGCCAGGCUAGCAUUGAGUAAAAUAAGACAGUCAUUUCUCAAUAAACAAGGGAGUCUUUUCUUCUUUACGAAUUUAGUCCAGUAACUUUCAAACAGUUGGAGAGUAAAAAAAUACCCAAUGACAUCAUUAUUCUCAAAUCUGAGCUAAGACUUAUCACAGAGACAAUUUGUUUGGAUUUUGGUGACUUUCUCCAUCAGAUUAGUUCAGGCUAAUGUGAGCCCUGUUUGUUUAUUUUCACAAAGCAAUUUAACAUGUUUACAUGAAAAAAAAGAUGUUGAGAUGCCUUGAAGAAAACCCAUCUCCUUAAAAAAGAAGUAAUCAUUCCUUAAAAACGAAGUAAUCGUUCAUUGUAGAGCUUCUCCUUCCAGCACAGUACUAAAAUUCUUUGACAGCACUAACUGUGCCUUCUCUAAGUGACAGAAGUGCAGUGUGUUUGUUAAACAAUAUUCCUUAGAUUAAAGGCCCAGUUUACAAAGAAAGGUAACAGCUUUGCUGAAAAAUGUUCCAUUUAAUGGCAUCACCAAAGGGUAAAAAUGAGGCACAAUUAAUUUCUUUCUCGAUUUAAGCGCAAUUUGGAAUGUUCUACAUGAUUUUUACAUCCACAUAGUUUUUUUUUUUAGUGCUAUGAUAACUUUUAUACAUUGAGUAGGAGGAUAUAGUACUGAACUUCCCGUCCUGAGAAAGCACCUUAGGAGCUGUGGCAAAACAAGUGUGGUUCUGAACAGUAAUCUUUAACUCUUUUUUAAAGUUCUUUAAGUUAACGAGAUCUCACCUGUCCAGUGAAGCUAAUCACAGCUGUGGGAGCAGGUUUGUUUAGUAGUUACAGAACGGAUUUUACAGAGCUUAGACAACUUUUUUCCACAGCAAUACAGGUCUUUCAUGUUGGCUUUCCUUAGGUAGAAGCUAAGGGCAAGAUGCCCAACUGAAUUUUUACAUACAGUGUCCUGGAGUGCGCAGAGACAAGUGAGGAUAAAGUCUUGGCCUCCUCUCCUCUAAAGCAGAACUCCUGCUUGUUUAAAUAUUCCACAAGUUGCAUAGUUGGAGAACUAUCAUAGUUUUUGGUGUUUCUGCAGAAGUUGUUUGUAAGAGAGCAUUUUUUUCC
Molecule: messenger RNA, 3277 nt
Organism: Nothoprocta perdicaria
Lineage: Eukaryota; Metazoa; Chordata; Aves; Tinamiformes; Tinamidae
Gene: MAN1A1
Product: mannosidase alpha class 1A member 1
Exons: 12
Coding region: 61-1419 (452 amino acids)
Biological process (GO): carbohydrate metabolic process; N-glycan processing
Cellular component (GO): endoplasmic reticulum; extracellular exosome; Golgi membrane
Molecular function (GO): mannosyl-oligosaccharide 1,2-alpha-mannosidase activity; calcium ion binding
Source: RefSeq, a predicted model, not a curated record